CAUCCUUUUGGCGCGAGCGCGAGCGCGCGCCUGGCAGCUUGGCUGGCUGAGCUAAAAUUAGCCUCGUGCCGGAUUUUUCUGUCUGCGUGCGGCAAGCGGCAGCAGCAGCAGCAUAUGUGGAUCCGAAUCCGAAUUAACGAGGGUCUACACUCACGCACGCAUGUCUAGGCACGCGCUCAUGCACGCUACCGGUGAAUAGGACAGCAGCUUCCACCGUGCCGUGCCCCAGGACGUCAUGCACCACUUUUGGAGAUGCUCUAAAAAUAGAAUUUGUUGAUGAUGGUUUUGACUGUGAUGAAAUUGAACAUCUUCUGUAUCCGGCAUCUUUUAGCUAUGAUUCUCUCCCUGGCCGCAGUAGCAGCCAUGAGCAGCGGCAGCGGCCUCAACUCCUCCCCCCUCGACCCCUUCGACUCCUCCACCUCGUGGAGCCUAGCCGAGGACCCUUCCAACUCCUCUUCUGAGCCCGUUGUGCGAACUCUGACCCCUGACCUCCAGCCAGCCACCACCGCUGUUGCCAUCCAGGAAGUCAACCCCUGGGAUAUUGCGCUUUGCGUGACCGGGACUCUCAUCUCCUGCGAGAACGCUCUGGUGAUCGCUGUGCUGUUCUACACGCCGACGCUCCGCGCUCCCAUGUUCAUCUUGAUUGGAUCACUGGCGGUGGCAGAUCUUCUGGCCGGCCUGGGCCUCAUCUUGAACUUUGUCUUCACCUAUUUGGUUGACAGCUCGGUGGAGUUUGUGACGCUGCUGUCGGUCGGACUGCUCAUCUCGUCGUUCUCGGCAUCUAUCCUCAACAUUCUCGCCAUCACGGUGGACCGCUACCUGUCGCUGUACAACGCCCUGACCUACCACACAGAACGGACAGUCACCUACACCUACGUGAUGGUGGCCCUCAUCUGGGUGCUGUGCCUCACGCUCGGCUUGCUGCCGGCGUUCGGUUGGAACUGUAUGCGGGACGAGUACACGUGCAGCAUCUGCUGGCCCGUCACGAAAAUCAAUGCCGUGGCGCUCGCCGUCACCUUCCUGCUCGUCUUCGCCUUGAUGAUGCAGCUCUACCUUCAAAUCUGCAAGAUCGCCUUCCGCCAUGCGCAGCAGAUCGCCGUGCAGCACCAAUUUGUGGGCAUCUCCACCACCAAAGGUGUUUCCACACUGUCGGCCAUCCUGUGUGCCUUCGGGGCGUGCUGGCUGCCGUUUGCCAUGUACUCCAUCGUGGCCGACUCCAGCUACCCCAUAAUAUACACCUACGCCACGGUCCUCCCAGCCACCUGCUGCUCUGUGAUCAACCCCAUCAUCUAUGCGUUCCGAAACCCGGACAUCCAGAAGUCGCUGUGGAUGGCCUGUUGCGGGUGCGUCCCGUCCAACCUCUCCCUCAGACCAAGGACCUCCAGUGAUGUGUAGCAGGAGAAGGUUGGUUUCUGUCUGGCAUGAUGCUCGACACCAAAUCAGGGUAGUAGGAUGGAGAGGACGAACUGGGAACAAGAGAUCAGGAGGUGAAAGGUAAUGGCUGAGGAAAGAGAUUUCCUCUACACUUCAUAUCAGGGCUGGUAGGCUGAUGGCGAACGCACAGCUGGCCACAGUAAAAGUGGCAGUGGAACAUGUAGAAGCAAAGUCAAAAAUGCAUGGUCAAAAAAAAAGAUAGAGCUAAUACAGAUCAUGUGGCUUGGAGAAAACCAACAGAGGGAUGGAUGUGACGUGAAACCAACUGCAAAAACCUGAUUGAGGUUUCCUCGUGGUGAUUGUAGGAGAGGCUGGGGUGCGUCUUUUGACUUUUUCAACUGAGAGGAGUAAAGCCUACUUCUCAAAAGUAGCAUAUAUGUGACGGCUGGGUUUAGGAAGAAAUGUCCUCAAAUCUCAAUAGGACCUAAACUUCGGCAACACUGCAUGGUUAUGCAAUCCGAAGGAGGGAAAACGUCUUAAAAUACUGUAUGUGUUUUAACUGAUGUGUUUGAAAUGAAGUGGCGUGUGGAUAAAAUCACAAUGAGCUAAAUAUAGACAACAAAUGACCUUGAUUAUUCUCAAUGAGCUAUCUUUACAGGCAUCUCCUGACAGGAAAAAAAACAAGAAUAUUUCCUCCCUUGAAACUUAUUGUAACAUCGAUGUUCCCCAUGAUCUGAUGCAGAUUCAAUAAUUAGUGAGUUUAUAGACAGAGAGUGCAACAAUAAUUCAUUUAUAUGUGCUGAGAUUGAAAUUAGAUGGUGUUCAUUGACACUGAUAGUCUACCGGGCCCAUUUUCCCAACGCCAACAGCACAAACUGCGUCUCGUCAAACACAUUUUGCACAAGUGCAUGAAGUUGGCGAAAAUUGAGAGAAACAGCUCCUAAUCACAACCCUGAAAAUUAAAUCUAAUCCACACGGCUCCUAAUGCACAGAUAACACUGCUAGUUUGCAAAAACCUAGAGAGGGAUUUCCAAAUUGGGGCCACCGUGUCUUUCCUUGAUUUGAUGAAAUGAAAUCUGCUCCCCGUCUAAGAAAAGCGGUUUUCUCAGCCAGCUGGUGUGCCGUGACUGUGAAGCAGAGAGAGCUGAAUUCAGCACCAAGGACAGCGCCACUGCAGAGCGCAGCCUGCUACCCUGGGAAUGCUCUCUGCGGAGGGGGGGGGGGUGGGGGGGGGGACGACUGCUGGAAAGUAGGCUACGCUGUUCUCUACACCAUCUUGAUAGGAUAUGUGAGUUGGGUUUUAAAGGGCCGUUCCAGUGGAGUUUGAUUGCUCAUUUUGCUACACAUUCAGUGUCAAUUGACUGUUUUUUUAUGCAUACAUGAUGGCUUAAGGUAUUUUGAAAAUCAUGUUUGCUAGAAAUGCAUAAUUCACCUGAUUCAGUGCUGAAAAGACAAACACAACAUCACGAUAUGUCUAAUUUGGCCAGUGAAGGUUGUCUAUCACUGUGACUCAGAGAGCAGCUUUUAUUUCUGAAGCGCUGCACAUUUUGAAAUCACUUCCAGUUUCUGCUUGUAAGCAAGACCACCAGGAACGAUGUCAAAUAGUAGCUAAUGUCAAACAAAAGUCAAUCAAGGCCAAUCAAAAUGCUUUCACCAGCUAUUAUGUGAAAUGAAAUGGUAACUCCUCAUUUUACACAUUAGCGGGACCUAUUUUCUUAAAAGGAUAUUUACUAAUACAACAGUUCCAAUGAAGGCAAUAAAACACUGAAAAUCAUUCUACAAUGAAGUUUAAAAAAGCAAGGGACUACAGAAAAUGCCUCCAGUCAUGCUCAAAUUCUCCUUAAAUAUCCUCUUGAGGUCCUAUAGCGCGACUCCGACUCUGUUCCCUCUGUCCUCCAUCGUUCUCUGGCCUCUCUUGUAUCUCAGCGGCACAAAUUAUGCAUGAGAAAAGCAAUGUAUGGCCCCAGGAGCGCCGGUAAAGCAAGCCUUCUGACACUUGCAAGGUGAAAGCAGCUGAUGUUUUUCAGACGCAAAGGGACCUCGGCGUUUAUCUGCAUCUGCAGAACGCCUUUUCAUCUCUAAAUUUAGAGACAGCAUUCUAACUCCAUUGCCCGAUUGAUUAUUCAUCAGCUAGAGGAAGAGCUGAGCACAAUCCAUAUUGAAUAGGUCAUUUUUCAUGUAGAGGGCUUUGGUUGCCUAGAGUACAUUCAGGUUGAAAAACUCUACGCUGGAUGUUUUUUUCCAUUGCUAUGGAAUAAUAAACAAACAUUCAAUACUUUAGUCCCAUUAUGAGGAGUAUUCAAGGGAAAUAGCAAAAGCCGAUAUGAACAACAUGUAUUCACAAAUCUAUAAUAAUACUGUAAAACAGAUGGUCUAAAUUCUUCUGGCUUGUGCUUUACGCCUUCCAUUUUCUUACUGGCGGUAGCUAGGAUAAUUGACUGACACACGCACACGCACACACACACACACACUCACACACACACACACACACACACACAUCUCUCUCUCUCUCUCUCUCUCUCUCUCUCGAAUAAGCAGUGCAGCUCUGCCCCGGGGCCCCUCUGAAGGCUCGGCAGGUUAAUGAGAAGCGAGAGAGGCGAGGUGACGUGGCGUGAAAUAGAAACGCCAGGCGAGACGCGCUUUAGCGUAACCUCAGGUCACGUCCACCACACACCCAAUCAGGAUGAAGUCAUUUCCCACUGAAAGGGCAUCAUGUAAGUUAAAUCCAGCUAAUGUUAAUAACAACUCGGUAAUAAUGGCGCCGGGAAUUGGCCUAAUGUACGGAGGAUGUAGUGAGGAUGAGCAGGGGAGGGGAUUUAUUGCCCACCUCUAUCUGCAUUGAAAUGAUCUACAGAGAUAGUUUUCACUUGUGUUCCUCUGCACAACCUCACAGAGAGGAACCAUGACUAAGCUGCUGGCAUGCUGCUAAUAUACAUGAGUGGGAGGUGUUCUGGCUUUGGGAAAAUAGUUCAUGGAAACUGCAUAGUUUCAAUCUAUAAAACUCACUCAACUCAAUACUAGGAAAAGAAAAUACACGUUGACAGAGAGUCUCUUCCAAAUUCAACGCUUUCUACCAAAUAAACCACAACCAUAGUCAACAGCAAAGAACACACUUUAAAAAAUGGCGCUCAGGAGAAGCAGGUAUUAAGAUUUUUUCUAUAGUGUAAAUCAAAACUUAGAGUAGAAUUGUUUUCUAUUUUCCUCGGGCAGCAGCAAACAAUCAAUUGUUGUUUUGUUGGCAGAACAACAGUUUCACUUACUCUGUCAAUGUUUUUACUUAAAAGGCAGAGUCUCUUGUGUUUUUUGUUGUUGUUUUUUGGCCUUAUUGGAACAAAAACUCCUUUGCAAUAAUGUCCAACUUUAUUUUGAUGUGUAUAAAAAGCCACAAUGGAGAACAAAGAGAGAAAGAAAGACGGAGGUGGUGGUGGGCUGGAUGGUUUGCAGAAUAACUUAAAGUCAAUAUGUCAAAGCAACAAAUAGCACAUGGUACUGUAUUUUUGGGAACGAGGCCUGGCUGACUGGCUGGUGGGUUUUUUCUCUCCAAAAGACAUUUCAGCAGGAGCUGAAUCCUGGAAGUAGGACAAACCUAAAUAUGAAGCAAAUGCUCCAUUUCCAUUUAUAGACGGUGUUUUGCAGACAGAUUUCUUGCAAUACUUUUUAUUCUCACUAAAAUUAGCUUUAUUUUCAUGUUCGCAGUAGCUUCCUUAGUGUUAGAUGUCUAAUUUUAUAAUACAAGAGUUAAAAAACACACAUCUGAAAGUCCCAGCUGUUAAACAAGUGGCCCACCUCCCUCUCUCACUCUCUCUUUUUGCUCAAUCAACGCAUUGACGGAACUGCCGAACGGUAAAAGACUUGCAUCAAUUAUUAAGUGAAAUACUUUAAACUACUCUGAGGUUGAAAACAUGAGACGGAUGGAGCUCGGUACUUUUGGCAAGCUUGGUGAACUGCAGCACUGUGGGUGACGUGACUCACCAAACUACUCGAUCCCAGAGAGAUAAUUAAAUCCAUUUCACGUAGGAAUCUGAUGCAGAUGGCACACAGUUCUCCUCCUGUACGCACAAUGCUGUGGGACACUUGCUUAGUCACCUGUGUUUGGAGAUGCUAGAUGGGACACACAGAUUACACUUUUAGGCGAGGCCUGUUUCUAUGAAACAGCCAUGUAACUGAUGGGGAAUCUGCAAUAGCUUGGCUAAUGCUAAGCUAUUGGAUGCAGCUUUCAAGCUGUCCCUCUGUUUUACCUCCCGAUUAAAAAUUGAUCAAACUCAGAUUCAAUUAGGACCGUGAAUCAGAUUUGGCUGAAACAGAAAUGUAUUUUUGUGGAUUGUUUCAGCCUCCGUUGGCGACAGAUGGCUGUGCCUUACAGCGGAUCUCAAUGACAAAUGUCAAAGGGUUUUAAUCAUGGGAAGUCACCAGCUUUUGGCUCCAGUUAAAGCUCAGUCACACAAACUCUUAAAAUGUAAAAGUAUCCCAGCAAAAUCUAUUUACUUCAAUGGAAUCGGUGCAAUCAGAGUAUUCUCUCAUAAGGAUUGCUGCACCAUUCACUUUUAUUGACCUCUCCUCUGAUAGAGCAUAAACAGAGUUAACAAACCUUUUUUUUAAUAACUCUAUUGAAUGAAAUGACUUACAAUCCAAAAGACAAAAUGUCAGGGGGAGUAAACAGCACAGUGCAGAGGAAGAGAGGGCCGUCCACACCAUGAAUGAGAACUGUAAUGAAAACAACAAAGAUGGGAGCCUCCACACUGAAACACGACAACGUUCUGUAAACAGUGGCGCAGAGUAGUACGUUGUGCAGAGAAAGGAAAAGUAAAGCAGAAGGGUUUGGGUUCACUAAAUUCUUCAAAGACGGGCGAAAUUAGGAGAAUCCAACACGAUACCGUUACUACAGUUGUCGUCCGCUGUCGUUUGGAGAGGAUUGGGUAUCGAGAACCGGUGUCAUCUAGGAAUCCUUUCAAAAAUCAUAAUUCCAAUGAAAUCUUUUUUUUUUAUUAUUGGAAUUGUUUGGAAAAUUGGGUUUAAAAUACGAUUAUCGGUUCCAGAUUUAACACGGGCAUGUUCUGGUUUCCGUAGUGACCACCGUACUUCCUGGCGUUUGUUGCGUUGCAGCCAUGGAGCACAGUAAACGGCGCUCUAGUGUGUGUUUUACGUUGAAAAAGCCCGGUGAAACUGUAACUCACCAUUGAAUCUACACAUUUUUUCGAGAGAACUGGCAUCGAAAGGAAGAAUCGGAAUUGUUGAAAUCAAAACGAUGCCCAACCCUACUUUCAGAGAAGUCAACACUGAUGUGACGGUUGGUAUCCCGGCAAUCAUUGAAGAGGACAUCAGUACAUUCGGAUGGACUUUGAUUGGCUGUCAGUGUUUCUAUUGUUUAUCAAAUUGCUCCGAAAGUGAACCCAACCAUAUUGUUCGCCGCUGUCAGUUGUCUAACUUCAGUUAGAACGAUUUAAAAAAAGAUAGAUUUUUAGAUUGCUCUUGGUGUGGACGGCCCUUUAUAGUGACCAGCGAGCGCUAGUAUAUUCUCGGCUAGCUUGCGAGUUAGCAGUUAGCUCACCAAGUGUCUGGAACCAAAUACUUAAAUAGUUGACCUUAACACUUUCGGGUGUGUAAUGGCCUUUAAAGGUGAAUCAGUUUUCUGAGAUUUACUUGGAUCAAUGAAUACUAUACUCCUCUGUGGGAUGAGAACAAUGUUCGACUUCUAGUCUUCCUUUUAAAACCUGCUGAGGAUAAACUUAAAAAGAAAUGUUUUGGGACAAUUUUGUGUCCUUCGGCAGUAAAAAUGCAAACUAUUUUGAAUUUUCUUUCAGGGAAUAAACUCCAUUUGAUCCAAGUCUGGAGGGAAUCAUGAGCCCCAAAGUAAAAACCACAAAUCAGCCAUUUUACGAGUGCACUGACUGAAAUGUGAAAUCCAGCGUUGCUCAACUGGAACUAGAGCGACUAAACAGCUGAUCUGAAGUCAGUGUUUACUCCAGCAGCAUUACACAGCGGUAUUUCAAACAUUGUCUCUGACGGUCCCAUCUGGCACAUCCAACUGGUGAUUGUUUUAACAAUUUAUAAUACUCAUCUGUGAAUAUGCCACAACUCAGUCAACUAUCCUGGGGCAAGAGUGGAUGGACCACUCACUGUGUGUGUGUGUGUGUGUGUGUGUGUGUGUGUGUGUGUGUGUGUGUGUGUGUGUGUGUGUGUUCUCCCCCCUGGGAUCAUAGCCAAUUGUAAUGAACCAUAACUCAACCAACUCUCACUGUAAACACAAACACACGCAGAAUGGUUUUGUCAGCCGCUAUACAGGACUAUAAUUCAAUUUAAAUGAAGAAAAAAAAAA
Etheostoma spectabile (orangethroat darter) is the source of this 7690-nucleotide messenger RNA. It is a transcript of the gene gpr185b, whose product is annotated as G protein-coupled receptor 185 b. Gene Ontology annotation, cellular component: membrane. The record is from RefSeq and is a predicted model, not a curated record. Gene Ontology annotation, molecular function: G protein-coupled receptor activity. Lineage: Eukaryota; Metazoa; Chordata; Actinopteri; Perciformes; Percidae. Gene Ontology annotation, biological process: G protein-coupled receptor signaling pathway.